Molecule: messenger RNA, 3069 nt
Organism: Danaus chrysippus (African queen)
Lineage: Eukaryota; Metazoa; Arthropoda; Insecta; Lepidoptera; Nymphalidae
Source: the annotation of a GenBank genome assembly
AUGGUGAACAAUGUCGAAGUUGAAGUGGCUAAGAAGUCACGGAAACCACGGCGACGUGGUGGCAGACGAGCUUCUAAACGUCGCGCGAAAAAAUCGUCUGUUCUGCCCACGCUGACUGUUAUGUCACUAGACAUAGUGUCACCAGCGAAAUGUGCGGUUCACACAUUCCUACUCAAGUAUCAAAGCGCGUUAAGAAAGGUGCCGACAGAACUACCGCCAAAAGUACAUGCCGGCCCGCCGACGAAACGGGUGAAGCGUGUGUCGUGGUGUCACGAAGAAAGCGGUGGGUCAGGUGGUGGCGACCCCGCUGUGCUGGCUGUGGGUCCCACCCGUAGGCCCCUCACUUACACGCGGGACCAACUCAUGCGACUGCGACACUCGCCGCUCGUCAAGCAGGGACUGGAGAAUGCAUUCGCCGGGAACGAUCACCUUGCUCUCGUUCUGAAGAAGAGAUCGGAAUCACCAGCCGGCGAUGACAAGGGAGCUAAGGGGGAUGCGCCGGUUGAAAACCAUAAGGGAGUGUACGGACGUGACCGCGAGCGUCGUUCAGCGGAUCCGCGCGAGCGUGUCCGUAAGGAGAGUGAACCGAGUACCGGUAUAGUGUUGUCACCUCAAAGGAGAUCCUUCACCUCGGGAUGUGGAGCCCCAGCGGCCGCGGCGCCGCCCCCCCACGUGGCGCGGACAAGACCUGACUCACCGCUCUCAACACACCCGCCCGCACUCAAAACGGAACAGGCUGGUCGUCGUAUCGGCUCUGGUCGUAUAAUGGUGCGCGACAUGCCACCUGGGCAGUGGGAGGAGAACGAGUACCGCGGCGAACGGAACGAGCGUAACGAACGAACCGAGCGUAACGAGCGGCAUGAGAGACACGAGCGUAAUGAGAGACAUGAUCGAAACGAGCGACAUGACCGGACCGAGCGACACGACCGUAAUGAGAGACAUGAAAGGACCGAGCGUCACGAACGUAACGAGCGACACGAACGCAACGAGCGACACGAGCGGAACGAGCGACACGAGCGGAACGAGCCCUACCGUCCGCCGCGAGACCGUGAGCGGGACAGAGAUGACAGACGGACUAACUCUGAUCGGUUUGAUCGUCGCUCCUUCAACCGAGAUUCCUACUCCUCUGAGAUUAAGAGGGAAAGGGACGAUCGAUUUAACAACGAGAAACGGGAUCGGGAAGACAACCGUAGAUCAGGUGGUCGCUUUUCUCAAAGACGUUUUGAGAAGGAAGAUGAACCAGAAUGGUUUAGCGGCGGACCGACGUCCCAGUUAGAGACGAUCGAGCUGCGUGGUUUUGACGAGCCGAGUAAGAAUGACCGGGGCACGGAGGAAGGACGGAACAAUGACACGACAUGGCCAGGUCCACCGAAAUCACCGGAUCGUUGGAGGGGACCGUCUCCUAACAAAAAUACGGACAAGGAUUCUGGUGUGGAAAGUAAGAGUGAGGAGACAGUGGCACCAGAGCCGGACUUCAAUCUAGAUGAAUUUCUUAAAUUCGACUCAAUACCUGAAGUGCUUACUAACGGAAGCAGCGAGGCUGAGGGUAGUCGCUUCAGUCGUUGGUUCCGUCGCGAUUCUCCUCCCGCCGACAGACAUGCAGACAGACAUUAUGAGAGACUUAUGCAUAAUAUGAUAGACGACCUGGACAAUUCUACUCGUGAGACUACUCCUGCUCCUGGCGCGCCUCCCACCACAGCGCCGUCUUUACUGGAACUUCUGAGAAGAGCUGGGGCUGAGGCUGAUCCUCGACCUGAACUGAACAACGUGGGCGGCAAGAUCCACAGCCUUGAGGAAUUGGAGGCACGUCUAAGACCGACUCAGCCGCCGGCCCACCACCACGACCACGACCUGUCUGCUUUCAAACGACUUCUGGCGCAGGUAUCUGGCGGACAUGCGGUGACAGCUGAGCCUCCGAGACCGCAGCCUCCGCCGAUGAGUCUGCUCCAGAUGCUUAACAAGAGCAUGGAGCAGCAACAACAACAACAGCAGCAGCAACAACAGCAACAGCCAAAAUCCGCGCCGCACAUACCGCAAGAGCUCCUAUACAAGCUCCUGCAGGUGCAGCAACAACAGCAGCGUCAACAAGGCGACGUGGGUAUGGGCUUGCCCAGUGAGAGAGAGUUGCUACAGAGACCAGAGGCACAGGCUAUCAUACAUGGUCUCAAGGCAGGCGAGAUUACUGUCCAGAACUUGAUGCAGCAGUUGGGCAACCCGGGGCUGCAAAGCAGGCACCGUGAACUGCUGCUAACGAUACUGAGAGUACACCAGCAAAGACAGCAAAUGGGCGGCUCCCCACUUCCGGUAGUAUCUCCGCCACAUCUCGUAGUUCCUCAUCAUCAGCCGCUUAGACUGUCGCCAUUGCCGAGCUCAGGCGUCCCAGCUCGUAUUCCGUCGCCCCGCGAGCUAGCGGCCCACACUCAGUCGAUCAUGCAAGGAGCACUCAUCAAGAAGAAGCUAGAGGAACAAAGGGAAAAUUAUCGCAGGAGACACGACCUGCCAACCAAACAACAAAUUUCUUUCACACCCACAUCGGUUUUAAGAAAAAUGUCCGCUGCUGCUGAUAAGGAGGAGGGUGGCAGCCCUAAAGGAGCCGGCUGGCACGGGAUCACACAUGCAAAGCCACAUGGAAGACCUAUAGUGAAGGGCAAUCAAAGUGGAACAGCUCCAAUGGUAUAUGCGCCCUCGCAGCAGGAUUAUCAACAGCACUACAUUAAUCAACAACAACAGCAAAUAUCAAAUGCCAAUCGUGCCUUCACACAUCAGCAACCUAGACAGGUUACAAAUUCUCUUAAUAACAUGAGCGGAAUGGGCAACAUGGGAGGUAUGGGCGGCAUGGCUCGCGGUACAACACUGCAUCAGUUGCUCGUACAAUCUCAUCAGAGAUCUUUGAAUGAGAUGGGUGGCGGCGCCGGUGGUGGUGACAACCAGCUAGCUAGAUGGUUCUCCCCGGAGCUGCUCGCCCGAGCUUCCGCCGGUAAGCUACCCUCUGUGCAUGUACCCAACGCGCUAUCUCUGGAGGACCUCGAACGGCAUCACCACUCCCCAGCGCCGCCCGUGCGCAACUGA